Molecule: messenger RNA, 1281 nt
Organism: Thyridium curvatum
Lineage: Eukaryota; Fungi; Ascomycota; Sordariomycetes; Thyridiales; Thyridiaceae
Exons: 1
Coding region: 1-1281 (426 amino acids)
Biological process (GO): siderophore biosynthetic process
Source: RefSeq, a predicted model, not a curated record
AUGGGAAGCCUUGGGAACGACUCGGACCCUGCGUCCCAACGACACGAGCAAAGCCUGGUUUCAUUCAGACUGCCCGAUGGCAAGACUGAAUUAUGGAUCGAAGCCGUGGCCUCGGGCAAGGGCGUCGCUUUCGAGGUGGGCCAGCAAAGGACAACCCUGUGCCGCUGGUCCAGGGCCGAUGAAGUCAGGGUCUCGCCAGCGAUGGUGAAUGACAACGUGGCUGAGUAUGACAAUGUUUUCGAAUACGAUAUGAGCCAAAGCGGCAAAUCGACGGUCUCCUGGGGUGGUAGCACGAUUGGACAAGAAGAUGUGGCCUUGCUGUGGGCAUCUGUGUACGCUCUCUGGGUGCAUCCACAGGUUCGGGACAGGGACCUGUUUGCUGUUGUCGUGAACAAUGAGAGGCUUGGAGAGUUCCUGCGAUGCACUGGCUUAGGGGUUGUCUCACCAUUCUCCAAGAAGGGGUCCACGACGACUUCAAUCCCCAGAGACACCACAUUCUGGCUCCACCGCGAGGCCUUCUGGCAGGGCGCCGGACAACCAGUCUCACAGAGCUGGGUGCGCUGCCGGCCCGAAACCACCCAGUUCCCUGGGUUCAACGUGACGGGCGACUUCCCUAGCCAGCUAGGUUUUACGAGGAAAGGCAACGUUUGCACUGUUCAUCCUGUACGGCCGCCGAAGCCUAUCCCUGGCACGCUGCUCUACUCUCGCUACAUCGUCGAAGUUGGCCAACAGCUACAAAUCCACCAUAUCGACGCCAGCAACCCGCUACACUUUGAGAAGUACAUGCAGUGGCAAAACUCGGACCGCGUCAACGCUGGAUGGAGGGAGCGCGGUCCCCCAGAGCAUCACCGCGAGUACCUCGCGCAGCAGCUGGCCGACCCGCACACGAUGUCAUGCGUCUUCUCGUGGGACGGCGAGCUGGCGGGCUACAUGGAGAUCGGCUUCGUCAAGGAGGACAAUGUGGCUUGCUUUAUCGGGUCCAACUGCAACAUCAUCGUGGGUGAGCACGACCAAAACACGCACUUCCUCGUUGGCGAGGAGAAGUUCCGCGGCGGCAAGCGGUACCAGGCCGCCAACUCCUCAAUGAAGCACCUGGCCUUUCUGCGGGACCCGCGCACCAAGCAGAUCAUCGGCGAGCCCGAGUACGGCAAGACCAACCUCCAGAUCCAGGAGAGGUUCAUCCCGAUGGAGAAGAAGAAGCGUUUUCACCUACCGCACAAGACGUCGAUGCUGAUUGCGCUGCAGCGGGACCGCUUCUUCCAAGAAGGACACUUUGUGUAA